This is a messenger RNA of Scophthalmus maximus (turbot), 8284 nucleotides long. It is a transcript of the gene cabin1, whose product is annotated as calcineurin binding protein 1. Gene Ontology annotation, biological process: chromatin organization. The transcript is spliced from 39 exons. The record is from RefSeq and is a predicted model, not a curated record. Gene Ontology annotation, cellular component: nucleus. Lineage: Eukaryota; Metazoa; Chordata; Actinopteri; Pleuronectiformes; Scophthalmidae. Gene Ontology annotation, molecular function: protein binding; nucleosome binding. Bases 233 to 6913 code for a protein of 2226 amino acids.
UCAUGCCGUGACGUAAACACUCCCCUACGUUUACAACAACAAAGGAUGGUGAAUAAAUCAAGUUUCAAACUUGCUUUGUGCUUAAUUUCCUCUAACGGCCGCAGUGUUUGUGGACUUACCUGGCACGCUGCGCUGAUAGUAGCGUAACAAAUGCAGUUAAAACGGGGAUGAAAGUUUAGUCGAUCCAGUCAAAGUGUAUAAGCCGUGACAUUGGAAGCUCUGCUGCAUUAAAAUGAUUCGCAUAGCAGCGCUGAACGCUGCUGCGGCAGCUGCAGAUGAGUCUCAGGACCCCUUAAGAAGUAGCAAGAGUCAGACGAAAGAAGCUCAGGAAGCUGAGGCUUUUGCAUUAUAUCACAAAGCCUUAGAUCUUCAAAAACAUGACAAGUUUGAGGAGUCCAGCAAGGCCUAUCAUGAGCUUCUCAAAACACCACUGCUCAAAGAGGCCAUGCCUUCAGAUGAUCAGAGAGUGGGUCUCAAGCAUCCUGGACUCAUGUUGAAAUACUCUACUUUUAAAAACUUGGCCAGUAUGGCUGCAUCUCGGGAUGAUCUGGAGACUGCUAUGGAGUUUUAUUUGGAGGCUGUUAUGUUGGAUUCCACUGAUGUGAACAUGUGGUACAAAAUUGGUCAGGUGGCUGUGCGACUGGUGCGCAUUCCUCUGGCUCGACAUGCCUUCGAGGAGGGAUUGCACUGUAACCUGGAUCACUGGCCCUGCCUGGACAACCUCAUCACUAUUCUUUACACACUCAGCGACUAUACUUGCUGUUUGUACUUCAUUGCCAAAGCCCUAGAGAAGGAUCAUUGUUACACUAAAGGCCUGGUGCUGAAGGAGAAGAUCUUUGAGGAGCAGCCGUGUCUAAAGAGGGACACAAUGCAGAUGUUCAUGAAAUGCGAUAUGUCCAUUCACUGUGUGGAAGUGGAGGACGAGGAGCGCAAAUCCAUUGUGGAAGAGGCCCUGGAGAUGCGGAAGCGCAGACAGGCUCUUUCUCACUGUGAACCAAAACCUGACCUUGUCCUGGUACAGCCCAUCCGCUGCCUCUCAUGGAAGCAUGUGGGCGAAAGCUUUCUAGCAAUGUACCGACAUCAGACCACAUGUGAGCCACCACGCCCGAGUCUUGGCCGCAAGAUUGACUUGUCCGAGUACUCUGACCCAAACUUCCUCCAGAACCUCCCCCAACCCAGCAGUCCUGUCAGUGUGGUCCAGACCACUGUUCUGAGCAGCAGUCCCAGCUCAUCCCUGCCACCUGGUGUCCUCGAGCUUGUAAUGCUGCCCCAGCCCAGUACUCAACCUCAGAUUAUCCCCAGUCAGACCACUGUGGAGAUCACCACUUCUGCUCCCCCUGUUGCCACAGCAAUGAACAUGUCACUGACAGAUAAAGUGAAGAAAGCGCCAAAAAGGAAACGGGCGAUGGAAGAUAGUGGGGAAACAGCCAAGCGACGCUCAGCGCGCGUACGGAACACAAAAUGCAAGAAGGAAGAGAAGAUUGAUUUUCAGGAACUGCUUUUUAAAUAUCUACCUUCCAGGCUGAAGAAGUUUGAUCCUGAUAACGAUGAUGAGAGUCUGAGUAAUCUUGAGACACAGUGUGAUGGGAAGGAGGACAUACAGCCGCUACAUGGGAGUUGCUUUCCUGUUGACUCCAUUGAAUACAUGGAAUCUGAGCAACAGGAUGUCCACAACUUCCUACUCAAUAAUCUGACCAAUGGUGGACUACUGGACCUAAUGAUGCGCUACCUGAAAGCAUUGGGUCAGAAGUUCCUGAAGGAAUGGCCUUGGGGGCUGACUGCUGUGGUACUGGAGGUGUAUCAGACCUGGAGAAAGCACAGCAGUGGUCUUCCUAACCCUUUGCUCCGAGACUGCAGCAACCAACACAUCAAGGGAAUGUUGGCGAUGAGCCUCGCCUGUAUGGAGUUGCAGUUGGAGCAAUGGUUACACAAAAAAGGCAAGACUGGGUCUCCAAGGAGAAGCAGCUCUGAUCCUGGCAAUGACACAGCGGACUCAGAAUUCCCUGGGCAGCACUUUCAGGGUGAUUUAUUGCUCCUGGCCUUAGGUUCAUCCCAAAGAGACCUGUUUGAGGAUGACUGGCUGGAUGUCAUGGUGCGAGUCUAUUGGCUCAAGGCACGAUUCUUGGCUCUACAGGGAGACAUGGAGUUGGCCCUGGAGAGCUAUGACAUCUGUACAGGACUCUUGCAAAGCAAACCAAAGUCUCCUGAAGAGAAACAUUACACCAUCAACCUGCCUAACCUACGUGUAGAUGCAGCAAUCUCUGUGGAAGAGAUCGACAAGAGGUUGAAGUCCUUGGAGCGUUGUCAGUCCUUAGAGGAGAUCCAGCGACUCUUUGAGUCUGCAGAGUUUGAGUCCGUUGUGCGUCUGCUGCAGCCCACUCUUAAUUAUGGCAGCAGGAGCAAACCUUUGGAGUUUGUGAGCUCGACACCAGAGCGGCCUGCUCAGCUAAUGUUACUGCAGAACUCGCUGUUGAGGCUGCAGGACUACCAGCAGUGUUUUGAGUGCAGUGAGCUGGCUCUGAAUGAAGCCCUGCAGCAGCUCAUCUCUGCUUCAAACAGCUCCCCCCCAAGUAAGGAGGAGUGGGUCAGCACCAUUGGAUCACUGCUGGAUGGCAUUGAGGUCUGCUUUACCAAAGACUCAGAGCUUUUAAGCAAUGUCCCCCACUUCUCUAGUAUGGCUCGACUGGCAAACAACCUGAUUCAGCUGAUUGAUCUCAGCAUGAACAUUUCCGACGAUCCCAAGGAGCCUUAUUUCUUCUCUGUCCUGCCUUGGAUCACACUGUAUCGCAUUAUCAAACACGAGGAGGCUGCUUUCCACUGUAUGCUUCGACAGCAUAUGUCUGUGGGGGAUGAUGAAGAUGACUCAGACACUCCUAUGCUGCCAUCCUCCCUGAUGCUUCUGAACACAGCCCAUGAGUAUCUGGGCCGACGCACCUUGUGCUGCAGCUCAGACGGUGCCCUCCUCAAGUUCUUUGUUCGAGUUCUGGAAAAAGAGUUUGCAGGCUCUUCCAGCAAUGACACUCAGCCCUACAAAGAGGAGUUGGAGAUGGCACUGGAGCAGUGCUUCUUCUGCCUAUUUGCUUACCCCAGUAAGAAGAGCAAGGCCCGCUACCUUGAGGACCACUCAUCUCCACAGGUUGAGCUUCUGUGGAGUGACGCUCUGUUCAUGUUCCAGUAUUUCAAACCAAAGUCCCUGCCCGAGUUUGACAGCUAUAAAACAAGCACAGUGUCUGCGGAGUUGGCUAAUCUGCUCAGGAGGUUUGCUGGCAUCACUCCCCCAAGUGACACUCCCAUCCUCACCAUGGAUGAACUGGCAGCCUACAUUGAGGGCAUGACAGAAAAGGCCCCAUGCCUUCCUGAGGGUAGCGUUCCGGCUCCUCCAAUCAUUGAUGAGAUCUACUACCUGCUGGCCGAUUACCAUUUCAAGAACAAGGAGCAGUCCAAGGCCAUCAAGUUCUAUAUGCAUGACAUCUGUGUGUGUCCCAACAGGUUUGACUCCUGGGCCGGUAUGGCUUUAGCUAGGGCCAGUCGUAUCCAGGACAAGCUCAACUCCAAUGAGCUAAAGAGUGACGUUCCUAUAUGGAAACACUCCCAGGCGGUGCUUAACUGCUUCAAAAGGGCCCUGGAGAUAGACUGCUCCAACCUGUCCCUGUGGAUCGAGUAUGGUACCAUAUCAUAUUCACUGCAUUCAUUUGCUUCGCGGCAGCUCAAGCAGUGGUGCAAUGAGCUCCCCCCAGAUGUGGUAAAACAGAUGGAAGAAAGGAGAGACUCCAUGUUAGAGACGGCGUCCCAGUGUUUCCAGGGUGCGUCCCGUUGUGAAGGUGACAGUGAUGAAGAAGAGUGGCUCAUUCACUACAUGCUCGGGAAAAUAGCAGAGAAACGCAAACAGCCUCCAGUGGAAUAUCUACAGCUUUACAAAAAGGCAGCCCACUAUCUUCAUGAGGAAGCUGCAAGGUAUCCCCGGAAAAUCCAUUACCAUAAUCCUCCUGACCUGGCGAUGGAGGCCCUGGAGUUGCAUUUUCGCUUGAGUGCCACAAUCCUCAAACUGCUAGAGGCUGUUGAGCCUGAUCUGGAACAUGAGCUCUUGUUCAAUUUGCUGGUUGAGGCAGCUACUGGGCCGUUUGCGAAGGGGGAAGAAAAGAGCAUGCCAAGCAUGCCGAGGUCCAGUGAAAAGGAGAAACCCCCUUCCAUGAUGGAUGAAGACUUUAAUUGCUCGUCUGUUUGCAUAGGGAACUUCCUCAGCUCCUCCCUUCCAUCAGUUACCACCCCAGGUCUGACAUGCCCCCCUUUCGUGGCCACGCCGUUUGACCACGAUUACGCCAAACGCAAAACACUUCGACGGCAGCAGUGGCAGCAGCAGCGGCAUGAGGAGCAGCAGGCUGAUGCCUCACCAGAGUUUGACCAUGAUUACUGCCUGCCCAGGUCUUCAAUGUGGCUGGCUUCCCUGAAUGAGCGGAGUCAGGACAGUGAGGUGGUGAUGCUCUCUGACUCAAACUCCACCCAGGAUGCCUUCACAGAUCCCACCAGCUCACAAGACAGCAGCCACAAACCUGCCUCUGGGAAAGUUAGUUCAGUGUCAUCAGAAAGUACAACCCCUGUGAAGGACGGGCAGCACACAUCUGAGGACACAGCAUCACGUGGAGAGCAUACAUGCAUCCAGACCGAAGAGAAGGUUAUCCAAGAAGUAGUAGAAGCUAUGGUGGUGACGCUCCCCGAGGCUUCAGCCCCCAAGGUCUCUGUGGACCCCUGUCCUCAUCCUCUUCCUGUCCCAGCCACCCCUCCUCCGAAGCCAGUCCCCUCUCAACAGGCCACUCCUGAGACCCCGGCCAGUGAGGGGAAGAGGAAGCCAGAGCCCCCUCCUGAGGUGAUGGAGGUGCCCAAGGCCCUGCCUGCAGAACGUGCUGACCAGAGGCGGAUGCUGGUGGAAAUGUGUGUCCGUGCUCUCUUCCUAUGCCUCAGCCGCUUCCCUCAGCAUUACAAGAGCCUCUAUCGCCUUGCCUUCUUCUACACUAACAGCAAGAUGCAUCAGAACCUACAGUGGGCCCGAGAUGUGUUGCUAGGAAGCAGUGUCCCAUGGCAACAGCUGAAGCACAUGCCAGCACAAGGACUUUUCUGUGAAAGAAACAAGACAAACCUGUUCAAUGGAAUCUGGCGAAUUCCAGUAGAUGAGAUUGAUCGCCCAGGAAGUUUUGCAUCUCAUAUGAACCGUUCCAUUGUGCUGUUGCUGGAGGUGCUGUCUCAGCUUAAGGAUCACGAUACUCUGCUGAAAGUCUCUUUCAUGCUGCAGAGAACCCCUGACCAGGGAAAGAAGUAUUUACGGGAUGUUGAUCGCCAGGUUUUGGCCAAGAGAGCAUUUUUCCUAACUGUAAAAGUCCUGGAGGACAAUCUGUACAGUCUCACUGGGGUGUCUGAGCAGCCUCUCAAAUUGCCUGCGCCCUCCAUGGGCGAGAUGACCACGACAGACACAUACAACAGGCCCAGUUCAGAGGACAGCAAGCAUGCGCUGCCUAAGAAGCCUGGGCUCACAGAGGGAGCCUGUGUCACUGACACGGGGCCUAAGGAUGCCUCACAGACUCAACUCACCACACCACCACCAUCCACAGAUAAAGGGAGUAAGGUUCAGGAGAGCUGCCCUGGGAAGGUGGGAACGGCUGGGAGUGAGGAGCACAAAGCAGGGCCAGAGGAACCAAUGGAGCUGGGCACUGGCUUCUGGAAGUCCUCUACCACCACUGAUUCGCAGGGUAACCAAAUGGAGGCUGCUAUGGAGCCCCAGCAGAAAGUGACUGACAGGAUCCGCACGCCAGAGCUGUCCCUGGAGGAGCUAAGUAUCAGUUCCAGGCAACAGCAGCUGAUAGCCUCAGCACCCAAAGUCCUUGUGGCAGCCAGUGGGACUGAUCCGGGGCUACUACGAAGGCCGAACAGAAAAAGGAAGCUCAUAGAAGACGUGGAGUCUGGAAAAACCUUACUGCUUGAUGCCUAUAGGGUGUGGCAGCAAGGCCAGAAGGUCAUGACCUAUGACCUGGGUCGCAUUGAGAAGAUCAUGUCAGAGACCUAUAUGCUGAUAAAACAGGUUGAUGAGGACGUAGCUCUGGACCAAGCUGUGAAGUUCUGCCAAAUACAGCUGGCCACUUCUGCCCAAAGACAGUCUGCAGGUGAUGCCCCGACCACCCCUAAGUAUACCAAGGAGCAUCGAGACAUCUUCUUCCCCGCUUCCCUGCCAACGCCUGUCCUACUCGGCCAUACCACCUGCCACCCUUUGUCCACCCAGGACGGCCAAGCCAAAGUGGUGUACGAGCCCCUGAGCAAGCUGUCAAGACCUCAAGCCUUGAGCUUCCACGAUCAGCCACUGCACAGGAGAGCAGCUAGCCACCCUGCUGCGGCCAUGGCCUUCCUACCACACACAGAGGAGCGGGAGGAGUCCUCAGAGGGACUCACGUACCAACAGCAUGAGUCGCACCUUUGUAGGCAGAUGAAACUCGCCACUGUCUCCCAAGGGCAAGAAUCAGCGGCAGGCUGGUUCCCGGAGGAAACUGCCACAUGUAGCACAGCACAACCUUGCCCAGACCAGCAGCAGUGUGCAAGCAAUGAGCUGUCAAAGCUUCCAGACCCCAACCGUAUUCGCUCCCGUGUCCCUCCCAACAUGCCAAAGCUUUUCAUCCCCUCCACAGUGACCAAGUUCCCACCAGAAAUCACAGUAACGCCUCCGACACCCACUCUGCUCUCCCCCAAAGGCAGCAUCUCUGAGGAAACCAAACAAAGACUUAAGAACGUCAUCCUGUCGUCUCAGUCUGCAGCCACAGUCAAAAAGGACACUCUGAGUCAGCCGGCGCUGGAGGUGCAGGAGACGUCCAGCCAGGAGUCGUCCCUGGAGGAGAGUGAGUCGGACGAGGAGGACGAUUACAUGGACAUCUGAGCCUCUGGAGGCCUCGUGCGCACAAACAACUCUUCUCACAACCUGGUCUGACUUUGCCAAACCCUGUGCCCCAAAAAACAAACACAAAAAAAAACCUGAGUGGUACAUGUCACUGCAGCUUCUUUGUUGAUGCUAUUGUAUCCUUGCGUGAAUUACAAAAAAAGCACACAGUAUUGUCAUUGCCUGUCAUGUCACUGUGUCGCUGUGCUUGUCGGCAGUGAUGGUGUGCAUGACAAAUGACGAAGGCUUCAGUCUCGCAGCAUGUCUGUGCCAUUUAUGCAUAUCACUCAUCAGCUUACUGAGCUCCCCGUGCACCUGGCUUUACACUGGAUCCGGCCAAAAAAAAAAGACUGACAGUCUUCAAAGCCAGCCACUCGCAAGUUUAUGCAUCUUUCUCCAUGUUGUGUGCGAACUGUAUCUCAGAGCUGCAGCUAAAUCAAUUCAGAACUCACCAAUCUGAGGUGCCUCAGUCUGGACUGACACUCAGCAGCAUGGACCUGCUAACCUCUACUUCGACCUUUUCCUUUGGCAUGAGAUUUUAAUCCGCAAGACACAUUUAUUUUGAUUCAUGAUAUAUUUCAAUGUACACAGAGGGGAAAUGACGACAAUCGCUGCAUUCAGGGCUCGUCUGUGGCGCUAAAGCUCCACACAGCCUCACAACCUGUAGCAGAUUGAAAAUGUUUACACUUAAUAUUUGGGAUGUUUUUCAGUUAGCACUUAAACUUUGUGCUAUUUUUGUACUCACGGUAUUUCUUGUAAUAAUAGUCUACUUGUUUCGUGUGCAUUUGUAGCGAAGAGCAACGGUUCUUACCCAGGAAGUCGUCCUGUCACCAGCACUGAUCAGAAUGAUACAAAAAAUGUUGCUUAUUAGAAGUUAGCUUUUGUACAAAUCAUGAUCCAAAAAUCUGUCCAGUACGUUUGGCUCUAAUGAGUCUUGAGCCGGAGAAGUGUGUGCGUGUGUGAGAGUGUCAAUGGUAAGGUGAGGGCCACGUCGAUUCCAGUCAGGAAACGACCCGGCAUUUCUUGACUUCAGUGGAGUGGAGAUGCGCACUGAGGCAGACUCUAAUGCAGAUGCCAUUCCAUUCGAUUCGCUUGGCAAAUUUGUCACGAUUCUACCUUAACUCAGAGGAAGACAACAGAAUGUUUUUUACAGAUUGUUUUCUAUAAAGAGAUAGAUAUUUACAGAAAGACGAGUGAUUAGUUGUUAACCCUCUCUUUUGGUUUAAAAAAAAAGAAAAGGUUUUGUUUUUUAUUUCAUUAUUUUUGUUCUAUUGUUCUGCUGAGCCAGGCUGCUCGAAAGGAACUGCUCUCUAUGUCUGGACUGAAUGCAUUAUCAAUGUUAAACAGAAAUAUAUAUAUUUGAGAAACACA